UAGAUACAUAUAUCUACAUCGUUAUAAAUUUAUAACAUUGAAUCUCACGAGAAUUGGGACAUUAUGAUAGCUGAAAUGGAAAAAUAGGACAAACUUUCAGGGACAGAGGGAGUAAUACAAUUUCAUGUGACGUCAAGCCUAGUCGUUCUAUAUUUUAAUCAUAUGAUUGCCAUUUAGUCUUAAUUUGAGUGUAAGAUAUUGUUCAUUUUUAUAAUAACUCCAUAUGUGUGGAGAAUUUUUUGAUGCUAAAUGUCAAACCCAACUAAGAUUCCAAGAUUACAUGAAAGGACUUGAAUUGCAGAUUUAUAAUAUUAGGUAAAUGGUAUUGGAGAAAAGAAAAAUAAUCUAAAAACCAGCAAUUAAACUAAAUCAAUCAAAGCCCUAAUUAUGUAUGCCAUAUGUGUUGAUGAUUUUCGUGGAUGUGUCUUUACUCAUGAGAAUGGGUCAUUAGUAAUAGUUGCAAUUUUUUUCUGACUGUCGACUCUUCGAUUUCAAUUUGUACUUGCAAAAUCUUUUAUGUACCAUUAUCUUUGCAAUCUAGUAAAAAUAUGCAUAUUCCUACAAUGUUUUAUAAGCUCAUAUCAUCUUUACUAUUUAUCAUAAUUCCUGAGGUUAAUGCCUAAGCCAAAGGUCUCAGGUUCGAGUCCUCCGUGGCGUGACCUUUAAAUUUUAAGUUAUUUAACCAUACAAAAAAAAUAAUUAUAUGGAAAGUUCACAUAUACAUAUAAUUAAGCAGAAAUUGCAAAAAUUAAAAUAAUAUGCAUUUUUGUAAAAGGCGCAUCACAUACAUAUUACUCCUAUCAUGACAAAAAAGAGAUAAGGAGUUGAUAUAAAGGCAGGAAAGAGAUGAGAAAACCAUGCAAAUGACGCAUCUCUGCAAUUCAGUUUGUGGCACCUCUCUCUCGUGAACCAACUGCGACCUCAACUGCCCUUUCACCUAAUUCUCACCCAGAAUAAUACCUCCACACACACACACACAGAGAGAGAGAGAGAAUCUCUCAUGCAGUUAUAGUUAGUUCGAUCUCUGUGUCUGUCUACUACCUAGGAAAAAAUGCUGCUAGUUUGCAGUUCACUUGUUUUUUCAUGAUUGACAUUAAGAGUAGCCUUCUUCUUUCCUAGUAUAAAAAGGUUCCACAAAACUCCCACUUCUCAUCUCCAAACAAACAAAACAAAGGAAGGAAAACAGAUUUUACAUACCUUUUCAAGAAUGUCUUGGUUUUGGACGAUAAUGUUUCUAAGUUUUGCAAUCAUCAACAAUUCAGAGUCUAGACUUCACAAGCCAUCUGCUGUUGUGGUUGGGACAGUCUACUGCGACACAUGUUUCCAGCAGAAUCUACCAAAAGCCAACCACUACUUCAUUCCAGGUGCAUCUGUCACCGUAGAAUGCAAGGACGCAAGAUCAGGAAAGAGGUUCCGGAAACAAGUUAAAACAGACAGCCAUGGAGAAUUCAAAGUGCACCUCCCUUUCCCUGUCAGCAAACAUACCACCAAAAUCAGAGGAUGUUCUGUGAGACUAAUUAGCAGUAAUAAACCAUAUUGUGCUGUAGCAGCUUCUACAACUUCUUCAGAACUUCAUUUCAAGUCAAGAAAAGAUGGGACACAUGUUUUUUCUGCAGGGUUUUUCACAUUCAGGCCACUCAAACAACCACAAGUAUGUAAUGAGAAGCCAAGCAUCACUAAUUUCAAUAAAUUAUCGAAUCCUAGUGAUCCAGAAUUUGUACCACCAGUUCAAGAUCAACCAUCCUUUGGCAGCUUCCUCCCACCUCUGCCUCGACUACCACCACUGCCGCAGCUUCCCCGCCUACCACCACUGCCCGGAAUCCCAUUUCUGCCACCAGCACUACCUAGAAAGCAAGCAGCAACUAAUGUACCAAAUAUAAUUCCUCCAAGCCCUCUUCUGUUACCACCUAUUACAAUUCCUAAGAUACUUCCUUCCCCUGUGCAGUCAAUUAUCCCUCCUCUUUUACCUUCACCCAGUCCACCACCACCAUUGUUCAACCUGCCCCCUAUUCCUGGUUUAAUUCCGUCUCCACCUCCACCACCACCUCCAGUCCAGCUGCCCUCAUUUCCUUUCCAGCCAACCCCUGGUUUUCCUGGAGUGCCUCCUGCUAAGGUUGCUGCACUAUCAGAAACAAGCUCUCCUUGAUUUUAAUUUAACAUAGCUGCAAUGUAUGAUAAUCGCAUAGCCGUACACUCACCCUUGAACCUUCAACUUCGCACAUUUUAUAAUAGUGUACCAUUUCCUAUCAAAAGUGUCUUUACCACAGGGUAUUAGAUUUUGACUUAGCAAUGUCUGCAGAACACAAGAAGAGAAUGGAAAAUCUGUACCUCACAAGAGAUGCUAUCCAAGUGAUACGUUUUAGCAGUAGCCAGAAAUUGUUUGUUUCCAUUGGUUUUCCUGGUUACUAAUGAUAAUAAUUCAUAAUUUCUUGAA
Messenger RNA from Salvia splendens (bonfire salvia), 2434 nucleotides. Its product is annotated as proline-rich protein 4. The coding region runs from base 1208 to 2146 and encodes 312 amino acids. The transcript has 2 exons. NCBI's taxonomy places the organism in Eukaryota, Viridiplantae, Streptophyta, Magnoliopsida, Lamiales, Lamiaceae. The record is from RefSeq and is a predicted model, not a curated record.